Messenger RNA from Callithrix jacchus (white-tufted-ear marmoset), 1399 nucleotides. The record is from RefSeq and is a predicted model, not a curated record. Lineage: Eukaryota; Metazoa; Chordata; Mammalia; Primates; Cebidae.
UGCAGUCCAGGGUCAGCCCUGGGGUCCCCAUGCCCAGGGGUGGGUGCCAGUAAAUCAAGGAUCCCUUUAGACACCCCCCACCCCCAGCUGAGCCAUGGAGACCUGGGAGGAACUGCCCCGUGAGUCCUUGGUGCCCACAAACUCCAAGCCCCCUCAGCCUGUCUUUCUGCCCAUCUCCCCCACUGUCAACACCUCUUCUGUGUGGUGAGCAGACCGCUCACCCCUCUAGGUGAAGAUGUCGGCCCAGGAAAGCUGCCUCAGCCUCAUCAAGUACUUCCUCUUCGUUUUCAACCUCUUCUUCUUCGUGCUGGGCAGCCUGAUCUUCUGCUUCGGUAUCUGGAUCCUCAUCGACAAGACCAGCUUCGUGUCCUUUGUGGGCUUGGCCUUCGUGCCCCUGCAGAUCUGGUCCAAAGUCCUGGCCAUCUCGGGAAUCUUCACCAUGGGCCUCGCCCUCCUGGGUUGUGUGGGGGCCCUCAAGGAGCUCCGCUGCCUCCUGGGCCUGUAUUUCGGGGUGCUGCUGCUCCUGUUUGCCACACAGAUAACCCUGGGAAUCCUCAUCGCCACUCAGCGGGCCCAGCUGGAGCGAAGCGUGCAGGAUAUCGUAGAGAAAACCAUCCAGAACUACCGCACCAACCCUGAGGAGACACCGGCCGAGGAGAGCUGGGACUACGUGCAGUUCCAGCUGCGCUGCUGCGGCUGGCACUCCCCGCAGGACUGGUUCCGGGUCCACGUCCUCAGAGGCAACGGGUCGGAGACGCACCGCGUGCCCUGCUCCUGCUACAACUUGUCGGCGACCAACGACUCCACAAUCCUGGAUAAUGUGAUCUUGCCCCAGCUCAGCAGGCUCGGACCGCGGUCCAGACACAGCACAGACAUCUGCGCGGUCCCUGUACAGAGCCACAUCCACCGCGAGGGCUGCGCGCAGAGCCUCCGGAAGUGGCUGCACAACAACCUGAUUUCCAUAGUGGGCAUCUGCCUGGGCGUCGGCCUACUCGAGAUGACUGUCAUGGUGCUGAGCGUACAGCUACAGCGCAGGGCACUCCGCCGGAAACGCGAGCCGCACGUGCCGGGAGCCCGGGGUUCGAGCCCCGGGCCCAGCCUGAUCGCUGACAGCAGCGGCGGCGGGCGCUGUGGCGUGCUCAGCAGCAGCGGGCGCAACGUCAAUCUGUGGAGUGGCUGGGGCAUGGCGGGUGCCUGCCCCAACUGGGGAGACAAGGCCCCACAGGGCAAGCUGCCCAUGGCCCUGGGGCCCUGGCCGCUGUGGGUUCAAGACGUGGACCAGCCUGAUACCGGGAUUGUGGGCGCAGAAUUAGAGACCGAGGCAGAAUUAGAGGCCGAGGCAGAGGGGGAGACAGAUGAGCCUCCAGAAUAAAGGACCCUGUGCUUGCUUCUGACCUUA